AUAUUUAUCACAAACAGAAGCGAACAAAAACACACUCAGCUGAGUUUAUCAAAUACAUAUAUAUUUCUGAUUCCUUCUCACAGAAUUAAUUUGUUACUUUGUGAGAAAAGAUUAUUUUACGUUCAUUGCCUAUUUAAGAGAGCAAUAUCAUUUGAGCUUGCAAGACAAAAACUACAAUCGAAAUGGAUAUUUGCAGAGAAUUCAAGACUGAAGCAAAGAAAUUACCAAGCAAGGGCGGAACAAGAGCAACUCUUUUUGUGUAUGGUGUGGCAGGGAUUGAUACCAUGGCUUUUAUUUCAAUUGGUGUGAGCCUGGUGACUUACUUCUAUGGGUAUAUGAACUUCAGCUUAACAAAAUCUGCCACUACUGUCACAAACUUCAUGGGAACCGCAUUCUUGCUCUCAUUAUUUGGAGCCUUUCUCUCAGAUACUUACUUCUCCAGAUUCAAGACUUGUGUUCUGUUUGGCAGCAUUCAAGUCUUGGGAUAUGCACUUCUAGCUGUUCAAGCGCAUUUUAGCCAACUCAGACCAUUUCCCUGCAAGAAUGUACCCUUAAGCCAAAGCAAUCAAUGUGAAUCUGCAGAUAUAGGCCAAUUGGCAAUCUUGUAUGGAGGCAUUUAUCUAAUAGCACUCGGAAACAGUGGUGUCAAAGCAGCUUUGCCAUCUUUGGGUGCUGAUCAAUUUGAUGAAAAGGAUCCAAAAGAGGCUGCUAAGUUAUCAAGUUACUUCAAUUGGCUACUGUUCUUUAUCACCGUCGGAACCAUGCUUGGUGUUACAUUUUUAGUCUGGAUAAGUGAUAGCCAAGGAUGGGAUUGGUCUUUUGGUGUCUGCUGUAUAGCAGUUGGUUUGGCAAUCCUGCUCUUAACCAUGGGAAACCCAUUUUACAGGAACAACAUUCCUAAAGGAAGCCCUCUUAUGCGUAUCACGCAGGUUUUCGUUGCAGCUUUUAGAAACAGAAAUCUCCAAUUACCACAAAACAAAGAAGAUUUACAUCAGAUCAAGAGUAGAGAACCUGAAAAUGGAAUUGAGAUUCUUCAAAGGACUGAUCAAUUCAAAUUUUUGGACAGGGCAGCCAUACUGAGGACAAAACAAGAAGCAUCUACAUCAAGUGCACAUGGACAAUGGAACCUCUGCACUAUUUCACAAGUUGAAGAAACAAAGAUUGUAGUCCGAAUGCUCCCAAUAAUACUGAGCACUGUCUUCAUGAACACUUGUAUGGCUCAACUCCAGACCUUCACUAUUCAGCAAAGUCUAACAAUGAACAGAAAAAUCCGAAACUUCGAGAUCCCAGGGCCUUCAAUAUCUGUAAUUCCACAAUUGUUCCAACUCUUUCUGAUCCCAGUCUAUGAUCGUAUUUUCGUUCCAAUAGCAAGAAAAUUUACAGGGAUCCCUUCUGGGAUUAGACAACUCCAACGUAUAGGUGUUGGACUAGUAAUUACAGCAGUUUCUAUGGCAGUAGCUGCAGUUGUAGAAAGUCACAGGAAAUCAGUUGCCAUUGAGCACAACAUGGUUGAUUCAGCCAGGCCAUUACCUAUGAGUGUGUUCUGGCUCGGAUACCAAUACGUAAUAUUUGCAACAGCUGAAAUAUUUACAUUGGUGGGGUUGCUUGAUUUCUUUUAUGCAGAGAGCACAUCAGGCAUGAAAUCACUGAGUAUGGCCAUUUCUUGGUCUUCUCUGGCAUUUGGGUACUUCACAAGCUCAUUGGUGGUGAGUGUAAUUAACAAGGUGAGUGGUGGCUGGUUAGCUAAUAACAACUUGAACAGAGACAAGCUCGACUACUUCUAUUGGUUGCUAGCAGGAGUCAGUGUGCUGAACGUGGGGUUUUAUUUACUGUGUGCAUCUUGGUAUAAAUAUAAGAAGCUAGAACUGAAUCGAGAAGAUGCUACCUCUGAUAAGAAGGCCAAGGGGAAAAUGGAAACAUGUGUUGUUUAAGAAAUAUUCUUCCUUAGUGUUUGACCUAAAUUAUAUAAUAUAAUAACAAUGUACUUAUUUCCCUAG
Nicotiana attenuata is the source of this 1997-nucleotide messenger RNA. Its product is annotated as protein NRT1/ PTR FAMILY 4.5-like. The coding region runs from base 183 to 1931 and encodes 582 amino acids. The record is from RefSeq and is a predicted model, not a curated record. Gene Ontology annotation, cellular component: membrane. Gene Ontology annotation, biological process: transmembrane transport. NCBI's taxonomy places the organism in Eukaryota, Viridiplantae, Streptophyta, Magnoliopsida, Solanales, Solanaceae. Gene Ontology annotation, molecular function: transmembrane transporter activity. The transcript is spliced from 5 exons.